Molecule: messenger RNA, 3698 nt
Organism: Trichoplusia ni (cabbage looper)
Lineage: Eukaryota; Metazoa; Arthropoda; Insecta; Lepidoptera; Noctuidae
Gene: SPoCk
Product: calcium-transporting ATPase type 2C member 1
Exons: 18
Coding region: 691-3576 (961 amino acids)
Biological process (GO): calcium ion transmembrane transport; manganese ion transport; intracellular calcium ion homeostasis
Cellular component (GO): Golgi membrane; endoplasmic reticulum; plasma membrane
Molecular function (GO): ATP hydrolysis activity; P-type calcium transporter activity; ATP binding
Source: RefSeq, a predicted model, not a curated record
AUUUAAUUGGUGUAACGAUAUUGAGAUAUAUAUGCAGUUGUUAGUUAUUGCUUUUAAUGGUAAAUAAUUGAGGUUAACAUACGAGGUACUGUGUUUAGUCUAUGUAAGGAAGUCUCAUGGUAGGUUUUCAGCUUAGUUGGAAGCUGCUGACCUUUAAUCUGUAUUAUAAUUUGUUCUACCCACCGACAGUUACAGAGUAACAUAGUUCAUUCAUUUAUUUUAAAUAUUUUUAAACAUAAACAAAACCCAAAGUUAAAACUUUAAAAGUAGUACCCCAACUUGUGUAACUUGUGUUGUGUUCGCAACCUGUCACGCGCGAUAGUGAUGAGUUUAUUUUUUAAUCGACUAAACAAGACAUACGCAAAAAGAAUGAAAAUGUAGUUUGAAUCACGAAAGUUCUCGUAUGCGAAUGCAUAUAAGUUUCUUAUAACCAUAUGUGUAAUGUGAUCAUAGGCCAGUGUCUGCUAAAGGAGUUUGAGGGAAGUAGUAGUCGAAUUUAAUCUCGCUGGAGGGUAUCUCUAGUGUCAAAAAAAUGUCAUGUCAAACUGCGUUGAACUGUCAAUUGUCUGCCAUUGCGGCCUUUUUGCUUGUGCUGUCAGUCAGUGAUUUUUCAUUCGUUGAUUGUUCGUGUCGUCUUUUCGGCUGUGAAAAUGUCUAUCGAGGCCUAAGCUGAAAGGCAUUGUGUGAACAAUGAAAAGUAGCCCUACACGCAAAUAUGAAAAUUUCUCCAACGACCACCAAGGGAAGGAAACGGACAAGUAUUCUCUAGAUAGCCAAGACACCGCCAGUGUGCAUUCCACGGAGGAGGGUGGCGGGGGCCGCCGCGGGUUGAUCGACGUGAGCGCAGGCGCAGGCGACAUGUGGAUCAGCGCCGUGGAGAGCUCCAUACUGGCCUGGGAGGAGGUGGCUGAACGUCUGAACGUGGACGUUCGCCGCGGCCUCUCAUGGCGCGAGGCCAACGAUCGGAUGAACUUCGUCGGCCCCAACGAGUUCCAGGUCAAGGAACAGGAGCCGCUGUGGAAGAAGUACAUCGAGCAGUUCCAGAACCCACUUAUACUGCUGCUGCUUGGCUCAGCGGUAGUGAGUGUCUGCAUGCGGCAGUUCGACGAUGCCAUAUCCAUCACCGUGGCUAUCAUGAUCGUGGUGACAGUGGCCUUCGUCCAGGAGUAUCGUUCUGAAAAGUCUUUAGAGGAACUAAAUAAGCUGGUACCGCCGACAUGCAAUUGUCUUCGAGAAGGCAGUCUCGAGCACUUCCUAGCUCGAAACUUGGUCCCCGGCGACAUAGUCCAUCUGAACGUCGGUGACAGAGUUCCUGCAGACCUUCGGCUCUUCGAUUCUACAGACCUGGCCGUCGACGAGUCCUCCUUCACAGGGGAGACCGAACCGGCCAUGAAGAGUGUGCUCCCGAACAAAGCGGCCGCCGGCCGUGUUAAUAAGGAUAAUAUCGCCUUCAUGGGGACUCUUGUUCGAUGUGGUAAUGCGAAGGGUAUAGUGGUAAGCACGGGCGAGCGAUCCGAGUUCGGUGACAUCUUCCGUAUGAUGCAAGCCGAGGAAGCUCCCAAGACUCCGCUGCAGAAGUCCAUGGACACCCUCGGGGCUCAGCUGUCAAUGUACUCGUUCUGCAUCAUCGGCUUCAUCAUGGUGGCCGGCUGGCUGCAGGGCAAGGCGCUUCAGGACAUGUUCACUAUUAGUGUCAGUCUUGCGGUCGCUGCUAUUCCUGAGGGUCUUCCGAUCGUGGUGACUGUGACUCUAGCACUUGGCGUGAUGCGCAUGGCCAAGAGGAAUGCUAUUGUCAAGAAGUUGCCGACUGUCGAGACUCUGGGAUGCGUCAACGUCAUUUGCAGCGAUAAGACUGGCACCCUCACCAAGAACGAAAUGACAGUGACAACGAUAUCGACAUCUGGCGGCCACAUCGCGGAAGUUUCUGGUACGGGGUACAACGCGCGCGGCGACAUACAGCUGCGGGCGUACAAGGGACGAGACUUGGACGUCGCGAGGAUGGCGGUCAAUACUAUGUUGGAGAUCGGCGUUCUCUGCAACAACGCGACGAUCCGCGACGAGACACUAUACGGGCAGCCCACAGAGGGCGCUCUGCUAGCCUGCGCCCUCAAGAAUGGCAUGCACGACGUGCGAGAACAGUAUACGCGACUACACGAAAUACCGUUCAGCUCCGAAACAAAAAUGAUGGUUGUAAAAUGCGCACCGAAAUUCGCCGACGGCAAACUCAAAGAGGAGGUGUUCGUCAAAGGCGCCAUAGAGAAGGUGUUGCCGCUGUGCACGCAGUACAUCGACAGCAGCGGGAACUACGCGCCCAUGACCAAAGAGAAACAGAACGACUUUAUAGCGGAAGCUUAUAAUAUCGCUAGGAUGGGCCUCCGCAUCAUCGCGCUGUGCCGCGGCGCGGGGCUGGAGGCGCUGGUGUUCGCGGGCGUGUGCGGCGUGUGCGACCCGCCGCGCGCCGGCGUGCGCGCCGCCGUGGCCACGCUGGCGCGCGCCGCCGUGCGCGUCAAGAUGCUCACCGGCGACGCGCGCCCCACUGCGCUCGCUGUCGCUCAAAUGGUCGGCCUGGACGUGUUACACUCGCAGUCUCUCGGCGGCGAACAACUGGACACGAUGUCUGAUGAGGAACUCGAUAGGAUGAUCGAUACUGUGAGCGUAUUCUACAGGGUGACACCGAAACACAAGCUCGCUAUCGUGAAGUCGCUGCAAAGGGUUGGCAAUAUUGUCGGCAUGACAGGCGACGGUGUAAACGACGGCGUGGCUCUAAAGCGCGCGGACAUCGGUAUCGCGAUGGGCCGCAACGGGACCGACGUCUGCAAGGAGGCCGCCGAUAUGAUACUCGUCGACGAUGACUUUGCGACCAUCAUUGCGGCCAUAGAGGAGGGCAAGUGCAUAUUCUACAACAUCCGCAACUUCGUCCGCUUCCAGCUGUCGACUUCGAUCGCCGCGCUGUCGCUGAUUGCUCUCGCGACGCUCAUGGGCAUACCUAAUCCGCUCAACGCUAUGCAGAUUCUUUGGAUCAAUAUUAUCAUGGACGGCCCCCCCGCGCAGUCGCUGGGCGUGGAGCCGGUGGACCACUCGGUCCUGUCCCGCCGCCCGCGCGACACGUCGCGGCGCAUCAUCUCGCGCGCGCUGCUGCUCAACGUGCUGCUGGCCGCCGCCAUCAUCAUCGCCGGCACGCUGUGGGUCUUCAACAGGGAGAUGUCAGACAACAGGAUAACCCCUCGCGACACAACGAUGACGUUCACCUGCUUCGUCCUCUUCGACAUGUUCAACGCUCUGUCGUGCCGCUCACAGACUAAGUCUGUCUUCCAAGUGGGCUUGUUCUCCAACAAAAUGUUCCUGGUCGCCGUCACUCUUAGUCUGGUGGGACAAAUGCUUGUCAUAUACUUCCCGCCAUUGCAGAGGGUGUUCCAAACUGAAGCGCUUACUGGACACGAUAUAAUAUUCUUAGUGUGCCUAACGUCAAGCGUAUUCAUAGUGAGCGAAGUGAAGAAGUUGAUCGAGCGCACGCUGAAGAAGCGCGGCCUGGGCAAGUUCCCCGGCAAGUCCCGCGACGCGCUGGACUUCGUAUGACACAAGCCCGCCGGCAAGGCGCAGUAAGUGUACACGCUCUCCACUCGCACACACCCGCACACACGAUAAUGGACGUUAUACACGGCGAGCCCCCGCGGGGGCCGCCGGGGGCGCGGGGGCCG